AUGACCGAUAUGCACAAUGGCAUGUUAUGGCAUGAACUCGAGACAAAUACUGUCCACGAGAUUGGUGAAUUAGGUACCAUCUGCGACCGCCCUCAGGAUAACCAACCAGCAACAACGAAGCUUACCAAACAUCGAUAUGGCCUGCAUUUGACCUUGAAUAUUGACUGGAUGGGAAUACUCGAAAAUCGGCCCCACUCUAGCGGCCCUAUCUACUAUGCUAUCAAUGACCUCCCACGAGAUCAACAAUUCUUACAAGUCAACGUCAUAUGCGCAGCAAUUAUGCUGGGUCCAAAAGAGCCAAACAUAGUUCAAAUCAACCAUUGUUUAGAGCCAUCUACUCAUGAGCUGAUGGAACUCAAGAAUGGGGUCAAAAUGGAUGUUUACGGAGAAGAAGAUCUUGCAGAUGUAUUCGCAGAUAAUGAAGCCCUCACUUGCGAUAUGCCUGCCUUGCAUAAAUGUAACGGAACAGCUGGACACAGUCACGACUUCCAUCCAUGUGCGUUUUGUGACAUCGACAUCGUCAAAAUCAAUACUCCCGAAGGCUACAACAAUUCAUGGACCAACAAAGACAAUUAUCAUAUGCUUUGUCAGAGCUUCUACUCUAAGGAUGCUACUCCCGCUCGCCAAGAAGCAAUCUUGCGAGACCACAGAGUUAGAUUUAGCAUUCUCAAUGUCAUUUCAGGCUGGUUACCAUUGAGAAAGUCAGCUCUUGACUUUAUGCACUGUAUCUUCCUUGGAAUCAUUUCGCACCUAUUUAUGUGUGUGUUGUUUGGUGGAUAUAUGCUCUCGGGCAUGGGUGGCGUCAAUUCUCUGAAGCGACACUUUGAAGAUAUAAUUAAUGCUGUAAGAUGGCCUAGCCACGUCACUCGACUGCCGAAAAAUCUGGGUGAAAACCAAUCCCUCAAGAAGGCUGAUGAGUGGUGUUGUCUUCUAACAAUCACCCUGGUCAUUCUCUGGUGGUCUUGGAGGGAUGCUAAUGACGAAAUACCAGACACCGAGCCUCCUCUUCCACCCAACACUGUUGCCCCAGAUUUCUCGCGUAACCGCCGCUCGCUGUAUCAGGCCAUUCUAUUCCUGUGCACUGGUGUCCGAAUUCUCGCAUCCCGCAUGAUCUCUAUGGCUCAGGCUUGCACUGGUCAGAGCUUUCUAGCCCAUUACUGCUUGGAAUGUCUGCAGCUUUGCAUCCCACUCACCAUCAACCAUCAAGCUUUGAUGCAUACAGCUGAUAUGAUAAAGAAGUUUGGUCCUGUAUACGCCUGGUGGCUCUUUGCAUUCGAGUGGUUCAAUGGCAUGCUGGAACAUGUUCACCAUAACGCGGUUUAUCAGAGCGAAGCUGCCGAAGACAAUGUUAGGUUACCACUCCGUAAUGCAAAAUUGAUCAAUCUCCAUGCAUAUGGCUCGCCUCAAGGAGUAUUCUACCCCAUUCUCCUCCAGUACUGUCGUUCUCUAUGGCCUGACCUUCACCUGGUUGGUGAUUUAUCGUGCAACAAUGGCAUCCCCUUCUAUGCAAACAAGGUAGCUCGUGCACUCGCAUACAUUCGCAAAGAUGGCAUUCGUUAUGGCUGCACCAUGAAUUGGCGCACGCACGCUGACUCAUUUGUGUUCAUAUCACAAGGUAGAACCCGUGUCCCUGUGCAAAUCACGGCAUUAUUUGUGGUUGGUGUUUUUGAUGUCGUCCCUCAUGUUUGUGCAGUGGUGCGGAGAUUAGUCUCUGAUGAUGACAUUCCUGCAAUGCCAUGGGAUCCCUAUGCAUCUACACUUGGUAUCCAUGUCUCCUACACUGAAUUGGGCCCUCAGGAAGUGGUUCCAGUAUCACAGAUCGAGUGCCCACUGGCACUAAUUCCAGUGCACUCGAAUGUCCUCAAAAAAGAUCUAUGGAUCACCGUCUCAUUUGACCAUGCAGGGAAUGAACCUGAAGACUAUUUAGAAGACGAAGAUGGAGAGUAG
Messenger RNA from Suillus paluster, 1947 nucleotides. RefSeq lists its product as uncharacterized. NCBI's taxonomy places the organism in Eukaryota, Fungi, Basidiomycota, Agaricomycetes, Boletales, Suillaceae. The coding region runs from base 1 to 1947 and encodes 648 amino acids. The record is from RefSeq and is a predicted model, not a curated record. The transcript has 10 exons.